AUGAGUCCUUGUGGCCAACUGCCGUUAGUAUCUUCUGUUAACCGAGUAAUGGAAUAUACUGUGUUUGAGGGGCAAAAUGAAUCUGAAACUCCAACUCAACAGCCAGCAUCCGAACCAAUUGAAGAACAACCUCAACAAUCAGCUUCCCAAUCUCAAUCUGCACCAGUUCAACAACCACAAUUCAUGGGCGAAGAAUCAUCGGCUGCAAGAAAGUUUGAAGAUGCAACCGACAAUGAAGGAAUUGUGAUGAUUCGAGAUCAAAUGAGUGAAUUCUGGGGUCAAACUCUUAAACAGAUUAGAUUCAUAAACGAAAUCCGGAAGAGAAUUAAUGAGCAAGGUGCAGAGAUCAAGACGUUAAAGGAUACUACAACUGCUCAAGCUGCUGAGAUCGAGAAGUUAAAAGCUGCUGAUACGGGGAAGGUUUCAUCUCAAACCGACAUAAUUUGUGUCCAAGGCUACAAUGUGAAGAAAAGUGUUGCAUCAAUUCUUGAAUCCAUUUUCAACAAACACGGUGACAUUGCAGCUGAGUGCGUAUUUAAACCCGUCUCUAUGAGAUCAUCUUUCCUUGAGAUUGUUUGUGAAGUCGUCGGUCGAAUUCAAACCAAUAAUGACAUUGAUAAUAUUGAAGAAAUAGAGCAACAGGUGUUGGCUACAGAGGCAGCCAACAUUAAUGUGUCAUGGCUUUGA
Helianthus annuus (common sunflower) is the source of this 687-nucleotide messenger RNA. RefSeq lists its product as uncharacterized. The record is from RefSeq and is a predicted model, not a curated record. The coding region runs from base 1 to 687 and encodes 228 amino acids. The transcript has 3 exons. Lineage: Eukaryota; Viridiplantae; Streptophyta; Magnoliopsida; Asterales; Asteraceae.